Messenger RNA from Photinus pyralis (common eastern firefly), 861 nucleotides. RefSeq lists its product as uncharacterized. The record is from RefSeq and is a predicted model, not a curated record. Bases 1 to 861 code for a protein of 286 amino acids. The transcript has a single exon. Lineage: Eukaryota; Metazoa; Arthropoda; Insecta; Coleoptera; Lampyridae.
AUGCCACUGGACAAUAUUACCGACGUUCAAGCACCGCAGGAGGAGCCCCCUCGGGGAACCCAAGCCGGACCACAACCACAAACGACAACCAUUGCAGCCACUGCCGUAGUACUUCCCGCGUUUUGGCCUAAUCGUGUCGAGCUAUGGUUCUCAAUGGCGGAAGCCAAAUUCGACUUGGCACACCCCAAGAUAACUCGAGAAGAUACCAGGUUUAAUCAUGUGCUCACCGUUUUACCUCCGGAAAUCGCAGAUGAAGUUAGCGACCUAAUCAUACAGCCGGAUCCAAACACCCCGUAUACGAAGCUAAAAUCUGCAAUUGUCACUAGGAUGGCCAUGACCGACUCCCAGAAGCUAAAAAAGCUACUCUCAGGAGAAGAACUAGGGUCCAGAAAACCGUCUCAGUUACUAAGACACAUGCGCCAGCUUGUGCAAAAUUCCAGUUAUGUUAACGACAGAGCGCUCAAAGAACUGUUCCUACAGCAACUCCCAACAUCGGUUCAAGCAAUACUGGUAUCACUCUACCAGUUAACACUGGAACAACUGGCCGAGACAGCUGACCGGGUUCUAGAAAUUACACCGACAGUGGCAGCAGUAAGUUCACCGCAGCCACAAACCGAACAAGCCGGUGCAAGCAGCUCACCACCGAGCUACGAUGCAAUUGCAGCCCUCACAAGCAAAAUGACCGAGUUGCUACAGAUCCUCACUGUCCAAAAUAAUAGAUCGAGAAACAACUAUCGAGGCAGGAGCCGCAGCCGGAGUGCUUCGUCUUCAAAGGAAUGCUGGUACCACCGUAAAUUUGGAGCUUCGGCAAAGAAGUGUAUUCCCCCAUGCACUGGUAAAAAAAACGAGGCGCAGCAGUAG